This is a messenger RNA of Cynara cardunculus var. scolymus (artichoke), 833 nucleotides long. RefSeq names its product mediator of RNA polymerase II transcription subunit 15a. Lineage: Eukaryota; Viridiplantae; Streptophyta; Magnoliopsida; Asterales; Asteraceae. The transcript has 6 exons. The record is from RefSeq and is a predicted model, not a curated record. Gene Ontology annotation, molecular function: transcription coactivator activity; chromatin DNA binding. Gene Ontology annotation, biological process: regulation of DNA-templated transcription. Bases 239 to 619 code for a protein of 126 amino acids.
UCUGAAAUUUCUUAGCGAGAAUAUUUGUAAUCGACUCCAAAUUUCGUCUCGAAGUCCCAUUGUUGCUACCGAUCCUUCUCCUAGGGAUCAUCUUUCACCUCUCCGUCACCGGCGACGAUCUUACGGCAGCCUAAUAUAGAGAGGGAGAAGCAACGGCUACAUCCGAUUGAUUCGUGUGCUCUUGCAACCAAAACCCUAAAUCCAAGAAUUAGGAUUAAAGUCAAUCAUUAAACAGGAGAUGGAUACAAGUAAUGGGAGGCCUACUCAGGGGGGAAGUGCUGGUGGUGGUGUCUCCUCUAUGCAAUCUGCUGAUUGGAGGUCUCAGCUGCAAGCAGAUUCACGUCAAAGGAUCGUGAACAAGAUAACGGAUACCUUGAAGAAGCAUCUACCGUUCUCUGGAGAUGAGGGGCUACAGGAACUUCAGAAAAUAGCCGUGCGGUUUGAAGAGAGGAUUUAUGCCGUUGCGACAAGCCAGUCUGACUAUCUGCGACAGAUAUCGCUGAAGAUGUUGACUAUGGAAACUAGAUCACAAAAUCCCAUGCCAGAUGCAAUUCAGUCGAACUCUGCUGCUAAUAGUGUAAACCCCUCAGAUGCAGCAGGUAAUCAAGGAGGCUGCUAAGUCUUGUGAAAGGGAGUAGAUCAGGAUCUCGAUUUCAAAAGUUUCGAGAGGUUUGGUGCUUAUUUUAAUUACUGGAUUUAUUUCAUAGCAGUUUUCAAGGUUAUAUUUGGAUUUUGUGGAAUUGUUGGAAGAUACUUGAAGUUAUUUGUUUGGAGAUUUAUUUCUUUACUUUGAAGAUAUAUAAGUUCGUUAUUGGAAUAUUUUAUUAAACAAA